Blepharisma stoltei is the source of this 1597-nucleotide messenger RNA. Lineage: Eukaryota; Ciliophora; Heterotrichea; Heterotrichida; Blepharismidae. The record is from the annotation of a GenBank genome assembly.
AUGGAGGAAGACUAUUUGCAAGAUCUUCUGAAAAAGGAAAAAGAGCUAAGACAAGCUGAAGAAGUCAACGCCUCAGAGUCGCAAAAAGUCAUAUGCGAAAUCAUAGAAAGAGUCCGACAGACUGGAAACUGGGAAUCUGUCGCUGAAUGGAUCCAAGCUUUGGCUAAACGUCGUAGGCAGCCUAAACAAGCUAUUACAGGCAUGAUUCAGCUCGCCAUUAGUUAUCUUGACUCCUUACCUAAAGGCCACCCUCUGCUUUUAGUCCUCAGAAAAGUCUCUGAAGGAAAAAUCUACUUAGAAGUCGAGUUUGCCAGGCUUACAAAAACAUUAGCAGAACUUAAAGAACAAGAAGGAAACAUAGAAGAGGCAUCAAGUCUUCUACAAGAAGUCCAAGUAGAGACUUAUGGAUCUAUGGACAAGAACGAAAAACUCAAUUAUUUGCUGGAACAGUUAAGGCUUCUAUUAGCUCUCAAAGACUAUGUGAGAUUUUUUAUAAUUUCUAAAAAAGUCAAUAGAAAAGUUUUGGACGAGCCUGGAAUGGAGCCAGCCAAGGUAAAAUUUUUAGAAUUCAUGAUCCAAUACUAUGAUUACCAAAAAAGCUAUAUGGACUCUGCGCUGUCUUACCAAACCCUUUAUGAAGUCCAAGGCCAAGGCUUUGAUGCAGCAUCUGCUUUACAACAAAUGGUUUUAAAUUUAUUGUUAGUCCCUUAUAGUGCUGAACAAAGUGACUUACUUAGAAGAGUUGAAGAUAAAGAGGAGCUUGAAUCUAGCUUGAGACAUGUGAUAAAGAUUUUAUUGGGAAAAGAAAUAGGAAAAGUUCCAAGCGAAAUUCAAGUGUUAUUAAGCCCAGAAAAAUGGAAUUUAUUGAGGAGAAGAAUAAAUCAGCAUAAUAUCAGGGUUGUCCAAAGCUAUUAUUCAAAAAUUACUUUAAAUAGACUUGCGGAAUUGCUGGAGUACACUGUUGAUGAAACUGAAGCAGAAAUUAGAGAUAUGGUCAGCUAUAUGGGAUUUUCUGCAAAAAUAAACAGGCCAGAAAAAUAUAUUUAUUUUGCGAAACCUUCAGAGCCACAAAAUCAAUUAAAUGAGUGGGGAAGUGAUAUGCUGUUUUAAGAGAAUAAAGCUUUAUGCCAUUUUUUUUAGGUUAAAAAUGGCUGAUUUCAGAUUAGCUCAGACGGAAUAUUUUUGGACUGCUUAAUCGCUUACUCUCCCCAUUUUUUAACAAAAAAUUUUUUUAAUAAUUAAUUGUAGCAUUAUUUAUAAAUCUUUUUUAAUUAAUAAUUAUUUUAAGAUAUAGAAAAUUCCCUUUAAUAGCCCUAUCAGCGGGUGAAUUACCCGCUGAGUUCGCAUUUGGUCCGACCAAAACUAAUAAUUUUGGUCGGAUCAAAUUGUAAUUUUAACGGACAAUUCACCCACUGAUAGGGCUAUCUAUUGGAAUUACGUAUAAUAUUAAUUUUAAAAUUAAAUGGAUACUAAUUUUUUUUUAAAUUAAAAAAUUUAGUUUUUAAAUUCAAAUGCAAGAAGUUUUGCUCGCUAUUUAAUAAAAGAGUUAGAAGAAAUUACUCACUUAAUUCACAGAGAGCAUAUAGUCGCCUCAUAA